AUGGCCAGCGCACUCUUGAUUCGAGAUGCAGCGACACCGGAUCUCGGAAAACCGCAAUUGGCGUCCCACGCAUGGCUUGAGCCCAUUGUGGUUGUGGGUAUUAUGGUGGGAUCGUUGAUUGUGAAUCGCCGCCGAGACUCGAGCAAGAACCACUAUACCCUUUUGGAAGAGGGCAAUGCUCAUUUCAACGAGGUUCAGCUCGCCAACGACGUGCAAACCAAAUCCGAACAUGUAUACGGGAUCAAGAUCGAGAAUCGAGACUCUUCGCGCUGGGCGCACCACUUCCACAGCAGAAUCCUGCAGAAAAUCCCAUUCUUGGUCGAGAUGUUCUACUGGAUCAUGAACUAUCUGUUCUACUCGGUGACAAAGGCGACGGCGCAGUGGCUUUCUCCUGCGGACAUCGGCGUUGUCGCGGUGGCACGAGGCCAUGCCAUCGACGUUCUCAACUUCGAACAUAAAACCGCUUCUUGGAUAUUCCCGAUCAAGGAAGCCGAUUUCCAGUCCUUUUUCAUUCAAAAUCACCCCUCGAUCUUGACUAUGUUCAAUCGUAUCUAUUCCUUAAUUCAUAUUCCCGGCACAGUGCUAUUCCUCUCCUGGUACUACUACGUCGCCAAAAACCAUGCCUCCUUCGCCAUCGCCCGACGCACAAUGACCCUCGGAAACCUCGCCGCCUUCUUGGUAUUCUGCGUCUACCCCCUCAUGCCACCCCGACUCCUUCCCGACUCCUAUGGCUUCUACGAUACCGUGCGCCAAGGUAACGCAGAAAGCAUCUGGGUGGGCGGAAAAUCAGUCAACCAAUUCGCCGCUAUGCCCAGUCUACACUUCACCUACGCCUUCGUGAUCGGGUGCACAUUCCUCCACCACUCCGGAUUCCUGCAGAGACUCCAAGGCAAGCCGACGCAAAAGUCACGGCUGACUGAAUAUGGGUUCUUGACCCUCGCUAUCUGCUAUCCGAUUCUCGUGCUGAGUGUUAUCGUUGCCACGGCCAAUCACUACUGGCUCGAUGCCGUUGUGGCCAUCUUUACGGUCACCCUAUCCUACCGCUUUAACAGAAUUCUCAUCUUGCUGCUUCCGCUUGAACAUGCACUAUGUUGGUGUCUGCGCCUGGCAAAGCCGGUGCCUACCACCGGUGACAGAGCUUUGAGGAGUUGA
Messenger RNA from Penicillium coprophilum, 1152 nucleotides. RefSeq names its product phosphatase PAP2 family protein. Gene Ontology annotation, biological process: inositol phosphoceramide metabolic process; sphingolipid biosynthetic process. Gene Ontology annotation, molecular function: inositol phosphoceramide synthase activity. Gene Ontology annotation, cellular component: inositol phosphoceramide synthase complex. The record is from RefSeq and is a predicted model, not a curated record. Lineage: Eukaryota; Fungi; Ascomycota; Eurotiomycetes; Eurotiales; Aspergillaceae. Bases 1 to 1152 code for a protein of 383 amino acids. The transcript is spliced from 3 exons.